AUGUCAUACGAAGAGUCCGCGCAUUUCAAAACAAUUGCUCAUACAGAUACAAGUAUGUCAAAUGAAAAACUUACUUUUGGAAUGAAAUUUUCACAAUUUCUAUCUAAAUUAUGUUGGCAAUUUGAUCAACUUCCAGCACCAAAUUAUUCACAUGUAAAUCAAAAACAUUUAACAUCAUCAAAUAAAACGACUAAGAAACAUGGAGGUCAAUCAUUUUAUCAAAUUUCACCAUUUGAUAGAAAUCAUUUACGUCACUCAUAUCCAACACAUCAUCGAUCACAUACAGUACGAAAUCGAACUUUAACAUUAACAUCAAUCCAAGAAGAAUAA
Adineta steineri is the source of this 330-nucleotide messenger RNA. The record is from the annotation of a GenBank genome assembly. NCBI's taxonomy places the organism in Eukaryota, Metazoa, Rotifera, Eurotatoria, Adinetida, Adinetidae.